CUGUCAUCCGCACUCACCGUCGUCGUCCCGCCGUCCAUCCACUGCACCGGGGGCUUCGUCGAGGGAGAAGUACAACUCAACUUCCGCCAUCUACAAGAAGAGGAUAUCAACCAAGUCCACAUCGCGCUCCGCGGCGAGAUCCAACGCGCUCGCCGCGGGAGACGCACGUACGAAGAAAACCACCUCAUCCUCAAUACAUCUCUUCCUUUGUGGUCCAAAGGCUCCGCCUACCCCCCACCCGGUUCAGACAUCCUCCGCCUCCCCUUCCGGUUCCACCUUCCGGAGGGCAUUCCCCCGUCAUUUCACUACAGCAAAUGGUACCCUGAUAUCGGCGGAUCGGUCGUGUACGUGCUCGAGACGACGGGUGUGCGGGAGGGGUUGCUCAAGGUGAACAAGAGGAUCCCAACGCCGAUUGUUGUCACGCCAAGGGAUGAAGUGGGCGCGGCCGUAAGGGCGGGGACCAGUACAGCCUGGAAGAAUGUUAGGGCGGAGGAGAAGAUACGGAAGGGCAUCUGGGGCGAAUACGCGACUGCGAGGGUUGUGGUG
This is a messenger RNA of Dichomitus squalens LYAD-421 SS1, 546 nucleotides long. RefSeq lists its product as uncharacterized. The transcript has 2 exons. The annotation marks the transcript as partial. Lineage: Eukaryota; Fungi; Basidiomycota; Agaricomycetes; Polyporales; Polyporaceae. The record is from RefSeq and is a predicted model, not a curated record.